Molecule: messenger RNA, 2085 nt
Organism: Eriocheir sinensis (Chinese mitten crab)
Lineage: Eukaryota; Metazoa; Arthropoda; Malacostraca; Decapoda; Varunidae
Exons: 12
Coding region: 113-1957 (614 amino acids)
Molecular function (GO): RNA binding; protein binding
Source: RefSeq, a predicted model, not a curated record
UGCUCUUCUGUUAAACGUCCUUGUGAGGGUGACUCGUAUAAAACACGUAUUGGAAACUAUACGUGUGUGCGUUUGUGUGUUUGUUUGAGUGGAAUAUGUUGACUCCGCUAACAUGACCAUGAAGAUAUCAGAUAAGGAGGCCUACAGACUACUAGGCCUACCACUGGGUGUGGAUAAAGAAGCAAUUAUGAAGAAAUAUAAGAAGCUCUCCAUUACACUAUCGACGAGCAAGAGACCAGAGGAUAAAAAGAAAUUGGAGAUGGUGAUCGCAGCCUAUAAUCGCCUAUUACCACAACCACCACCACACAACCACAACCAAAAUCACAAAGGUCAGUCCGGGCCCAGUAACGGCGUUGACUCGGAAGGAAGCUCUGAGGAUGAUGGCCGAGUAUUAUGUAGGAACGGAGACGCUCGCUCCCUCCCCAAGGACGGAGAGAUGACGGAGGAGGAUAGGGAGAGGAGGAAGGCGGAGAAGAAGAAGGAGAAGAAGAGGAGGCAGAAGGAGAAGAAGAAAUUGGAGAAAAUUGAGACGCAAGUUCUUAGUCAAAAAAUCGCAAAUAAUAAUCAUAAUAAAAAAAAAGAGGAGUCCCCAUCGGAGGAAGACGAGGAAGAAGAGGAGGAGGAGGAGGAGGAGGAGGAGUGGGAGGAGGGCCAAGGGAUCGACCCAAACUCCGCUUUCGUCGCUGCCGCUGCCGCAAAAAAAAGGGGUGUCCUAGGGGGGGGGGCGCAGGGGAGGGAGCGACCCCCCCGCACCACCCCCCACCAGCCCCCCACACCUCCACGGAUCGCCACAAACUCCACUUACGUCAACAACUCCGCUUCCGCCAAUGCUUCUUCCGCUUCAUCCGUUCCUGUUUAUACUAAUGUUACGAGGGUGGAGGAGGCGGUGGAGGUGAUAGCCAGGGAUGUGGUGGUCACCAAGGCAGCGAGGGAGCAGGCUUGUCAACUGGCGCGGCGGGGGAACGAUGCGGCUAGUGUUGGGAGCUAUAUUGCGGCUGUUCAGCUUUUCACGGACGCUAUAGGCCUAGACCCCAAUGACCCGCGCUUCCUCGGCAACCGUUCCUAUUGUCUUAACCAGCUGGGCCACCAUGAAAAAGCGCUGGAGGAUGCCGAUCGAGCUGUAUUUCUGGCACCUCAGUGUGUCAAGUGGCACUUUAGGCGCGGCACACCUCUAAAGGACCUGGGGAGAUACAUGGAGGCAGAGGAGGCUUUCAAGGAGGUUCUGCGCCAUGACCCGGACUGCCGCGAGGCCCAGGAGGAGGUCAUGAGGGUGCGGGCGGCCAGGAUAGCGGAGAUGGGCUUCACCGACAGGCAGGCAAUCAGCGCCAUUUCUAAAUAUUCAGACGUACAGCCCGCCCUGGACGCACUGCUGGCGGGGGAGUUUAAGGAGGCUAUCGACCUAACAUACCAUUCUGGCAACACUGAGAGUCUGCCACGGAAGCCUCAAGCAACAGCCUCGCGCGACAACAUUAAGAUGAAUCCGCAAAAUCCCGAGGGUCUAAUGUCGCUGUGGGUUGGUAACAUUGUGCCGGAUGUGACGGAGAAAGCCCUUACCCAGCUCUUUGCAAGCCAGGGUCAGGUCACCAGCGUCCGAAUCCUCCGGGAGAAACACUGUGCCUUCGUGAACUUCGCCAACCGGGGCGACGCGGGGCGGGGCAUGGCGGGGCUGCAGGGUUACCAAUUCCACGGGCAGAAGCUCCUCAUCAAGUUCCCGGACAACCCCAUAACAUCGGGGUUCCAUAGGGGUGGUGGCAGCGGCGGCAGCAACCAGAACCUCAACCAAAGUGUCGUCCGGAGGGGAAACGGGUUGGACGGUGGAGCGGUGGGGGUCGGCGGAGGGGUUUCGCUCCUCUCCUCCUCCGUUUCCUCCACUGGGUCGUCGCCGGUGUCCUCCUCCUCGUCGUCGCCCGGGCCGCCAUCAACGGUCUCGUCUGCGCUUAAAAAAAAGUGGGUGUGAUUGUAUAGUUUUUUUUUUAUGUGUGUGUGUGUGUGUGUGUGUGUGUGUGUGUGUGAGAGAGAGGUAGAGGAAGUGAGGAAGAAAGAGGUAGAAUUGUGAGGUUUGAGUAAGAGGAGGAGGAGGAGGAG